Molecule: messenger RNA, 1668 nt
Organism: Penicillium pulvis
Lineage: Eukaryota; Fungi; Ascomycota; Eurotiomycetes; Eurotiales; Aspergillaceae
Exons: 8
Coding region: 1-1668 (555 amino acids)
Biological process (GO): transmembrane transport
Molecular function (GO): transmembrane transporter activity
Source: RefSeq, a predicted model, not a curated record
AUGCAGAAGAGCGAUGCAGAGUCGGCUAGAAGGCCGCACCUAGUGCACAGCCAUGCGCAUGAAGGCGAGAUACCAGGAACUGUUGACCUCAGCGCCGCAGAAGGUGAUGAUACGGCGUAUGGACAAGCGCUGUAUCCUGUACCUGCUGAGGAUCCCAAUGAUCCACUUCAAUGGCCUACGUGGAAGAAGAAUACCAUCCUCGUCAUCGUUGCGAUCUAUUCGUUCCUGGGUAAUAGUGCACUGACUGGACCCUCGGUCUAUAUCACCAUAUACAGUGAGGAAUUUGGGAUCUCAUCGGCAGAAGCUUCCGGGCUCAUAUCCUAUGCAAACCUGGCCUUCGGCUUCGGCUCACUUCUUCUGGUGCCAAUGUACCUCAAAUUCGGUCGCCGUCCAGUCACACUCCUUUCAAUGGUGAUUUUUUUGGCUGGUCUAAUCGGUGCCUCACGUUGUACCACCUAUAGUGGCCUUAUGGUUGCUCGCAUUUUCCAUGGAUUCGGGAGUGGCGUCUGUGAGAGUCUACCAGUGCAGUUGGUAAAUGAUAUCUUCUUUAUCCAUGAACGGGGCAAGAAGUUGGGCUACUACACUAGCCCAUUAUAUGCUGGCUAUAUGCUUGCAGGUGGGUAUUCCUGGCGGCUAUUCUUCUAUGUUGAAGCUGCAUUUGCUGCUGCGCUUCUCAUCAUGGCAUUUUUCUUUGUUGAAGAAUCAUCUUAUCAUCGAGUCAUUCAGCCAACCUCGUCUCAUGAUUCAUCUCAAUCGUUGGAAGCUAAGAACGGAGAGAAAGUGGUUAAUCCAACGGAAGAUCAGGAAGAUGUAACAUCGAUCAGCUUCCCUCUCCGGAAGAGCUUUUUAUCAACACUCGCUCCAUGGAGCGCUAUCGACCCAGACGCAGAAUUCUUCAUGACGAUGCUGCGCUCUUUCACCUACUUUCUUGUUCCCGCUGUCUUCUGGGUGAUUGCUAGUUAUGGUAGGCACCUAUGCAGCUACACUGAAAGAGACCUCUUGCUGACCACAACUUCAGGCCUUUACAUUGGCCUCGGAGCCCUCGCUUUCAACUACACCUUCCCAAUCAAGAUAGUAGAGCCACCAUAUAACUGGAGCGAUACAAAUUCUGGCCUCAUAGCAAUAGCCUCAUUCAUCGGCUACCUCAUCGCCCUCCCAUUUACCUCAAGCUCCGACCGACUAGCCGCAUAUCGAACGAAACGCAACAACGGAAUUCGCGAAGCAGAAAUGCGUCUCCCAGCCCUAUUCCCAGUCAUGCUACUUCCGCCCGCAGGACUGAUAGUAUACGGGUUCACAGCCCAACGGAAUCUGCACUGGAUAGGAUAUUUUGCCGGUGUUGCCAUGAAUAUGGUUGGCUCGUACUUCUAUUUUACGUUCACGCUCGCCUAUGCUGUGGAUUCUUACUACGCCAAUACGUCCGAAAUGCUUAUUGCUAUGAACCUCGGCAAGCAAGCUAUCUCAUUUGGUAUGGGAUCUUAUCUACUAGACUGGAUCUUGAACAGAGGGUAUGCGGUUGUUAUUUCUGGGAUAUUCGGAGGCGUUCUACUGGCGAAUAAUUUGAUGGUCAUUGUAUUCGUUCUCUUUGGUAAGAGAAUUCGAAUCUGGACAGCUAAUUCCUGGUUGGGGAGGUUGCACAAGAGAACGGCGACGAGGGAUAUGACGCAUUAG